This is a messenger RNA of Phialemonium atrogriseum, 1135 nucleotides long. RefSeq lists its product as uncharacterized. The transcript has a single exon. The record is from RefSeq and is a predicted model, not a curated record. Bases 160 to 1080 code for a protein of 306 amino acids. NCBI's taxonomy places the organism in Eukaryota, Fungi, Ascomycota, Sordariomycetes, Cephalothecales, Cephalothecaceae.
GCGAGUUUCGGCAGCAGCCCGGUGAGAAGCCCGACCGCUUGUUACUUUCUGCGACUUCCAAUCGUCCCGCCUUACGGACCCGUAUAGCCUCACGGUUCCAGCUCCCAUGCCCGCAUUUGUUAGAUGCUUAAUUAGAGGAUAAUUACUCCACACGCACAUAUGGCGUAUCGCAGCUACAGUUCCUUCGACGACAAUGGUCUCGACAACCAACCGGGAGCCGGACAGGCGCUUGCCUCAUUCGCUGUGCCCCUGUACAUAACUGGCGACGACGAAAACACGUUCCGUGUCAAAAACAAGUCUUUGGCCGACUGGCAGCGGCGCUUGGUCAUCGAUCGGGUCGAAAAGGCGCUUGAUAUCCAGUGUCUGCUCGAGGAUGUGGUGCACGGAUCGUUCACCGAGGAUGGCAAGUUGAUGCCCGCCACCCUGAUGGUAUUCAAGUUUCGGGUCGAUCCCAAGAAGCAUUCGCGUCGCAUCAUCCGCGCCCUGAUCAACAUUGAGUUCAUCGCGAUGGAUGCGGGCGACGAGCCGCCGUCGGUCCAUGCGAUCGCUCCGGACGAGAGAUGGUCAGUCGUCCCGACGACCGACCACGAAGAGAUCACCAAGGGCGGUAGGCUGACCUUGGGCCUCUCGUCGUUGAUUCCGAUCAAUCUGGGAGGGGAGGCGAUGCUGGAGAAGACAACGAGUCGGGACAUUAGCGACGCCACAACCGUCACUGGGUCGAUUCAUCACGGCGAAGGGAUCGACUCUGGAGACCCUACUGCCUGUGCCUGGGCCCUCCUCGAGAACAAGACCCGCAAGACCGGAGUCCCGGAUAGCCUGAAAGUGGCGAUUGUCUUGAAGAGAAAGGACGAGAAACCGUUCAAGGCCGCGGUCAAUGUCGAGGCUCGCGCUGACCUGUUCACUCGACUGGAGUGGAUGUUCAGCAAGGUUCCGUUGGAUGAUCCAGUGCUCUUCAAUCCGGAUCUGGAGCCAGCGGGGAGGGAGAGGCCGUUCGCGAGGGAUGCACUUGGUACCAACUUUGACUGCGUGGCCGAUGUGACAUUCAGAACGGUGGUCAAGGAUGCCGUCAAAGGGAAAUGAGCCGUUGAAGACUGCUGGUUGGAUUUGGCAUGGCGGGACGGACGGACGGACGGAC